AUGACCGGCAUACAAUCCUCGUUGAUAUGGAUCGUCUAUGCGAUCGUUGUCGCAAUCCUGUUCGCCGUCGCUUCCAUCUUCAUAUACAUCUACCAAACGCCUCGAGAUCGAUCGCCGCUCGUGACAAUAGUCUCCAUUAUAACUAUUACAGCUCUCCUCGCCACCGUACUACUACAACCCGUUGAUGUCGCUCUCGUAUCUUCGACUACUUCAUCCAAGCUCGGCCGCCGGAAAGAUUGGGCUUCACAGGAAGAGGUGGAUAAGAUAGUCUUUUCGCUGAGGGUGGUGUAUUAUCUACUCUACUCCUUGGAUGUGGUCCUAUGUCUCUUGGUAGUGCCGUUCACAUACUUUUGGUAUGAGGAAUAUGAUGAAGUGGCGGUGCAAGAGGGGGAACAGACAUUUGGAAAACGGGUUUGGGGCGCAUUCAAGUAUACGCUUGCUUUCAUUCUUCUUGCUGUGAUAUUAUUCCUUGCCGGGUUUUUUAUUCCAAUUAAAGGCAUAUCGGAGGACAAAGACCUGGAUUUCUUCAAGAAGUUGUUGACCGAAAAUCAUGGUGAGAGAGCACUUACCUUCGCGUUGGGUAUUCUCCUCACGCUGGGAACGUUACUUUACGUCCUGUAUACCUCAGUUGGCUUCGCAUUCCUACCCAUCACGCUUAUCAAAACCGCGCCGUCAAUGUCCAAUCCAACACUUAAAGCAAACACUGCAUCGCAACUUGAGAGCAACCGCGAACGUCAGCGUCAAUUGAAUGCCCGGUGCGGAGGAGACCCAGAUCAACUAUCAUCCAAAGACCGUAGGGAACUGGAUGGUCUUGUACGAGAGGAAAGAACUCUUGUCAGGAGACAACGCUUGAUCGAAGAAGCGCAGGGCGAAGGACGCAGCUGGUUGAUACGGGCAUGGUUCAAGAUCGAGGCGGUAUUCCGGCCUUUCAAGCUUCUAGGAGGAAUCUUACUACUCCUCGUCGCGAUUUUUAUCUGGGUUUCUAUGCUCCUUACGGCAAUCGACAAGGCCAAAAAUUCAGUAUGCAAGCAUAAUUGCGGAUAUAUCCUAGGACAUAUCAAUGUCUUUAAUCCUAUUAACUGGCUCUUUGUGCUUUCUGCACGCGUCUUUCCGGUAGACUACGUCCUAUUCGCAUUAAUCGUCUUACUGUUCUUCAGCAGUUCGGUCGUCGGUAUUGCGACAGUUGGCAUUCGGUUUCUCUGGAUUAGAAUCUUCCAAAUCCGCAAGGGCCACACUUCACCCCAGGCAUUGUUACUGGCAACUGUGAUGUUGACAUUGAUCACUCUUGCCCUGAACUAUUCCAUGUCAAUGAUUGUUGCUCCUCAAUACGCAACAUUCGGACCACAGACAUUCUGCGAUAAACCAACCUACCACCCCGGCGCACAGCCCGACUGUUCCGAUGACAAGGACAAGGAUCUCAUCAAGCCAUGCACAGAACUAGCCGACAACCCCGCUGCCAAAGAAGUCUGCACUCCAAGUGUAGUCAGCACAUUCUUCAAUAGAGUUACACUGAACUUUCCGUAUUUCGGAGUCGUCAUUUUCUGGGCUCAGUUCGCUUUUCUAGGUCUGUAUCUGAUCAUCCUUGUGGCCUCAUUGUUCCGUACACCGAAACUUGAUGAGCGUCAGAUAGAUGAAGAUGCCGAGGAAGCUGAAGAGGAAGGCCUGUUGGCCAGUACGGGACGACGAUUUAAUGCGACGUGGCAGGAUAUUCGAGGUGAAGGCUCUGCUUAG
Talaromyces amestolkiae is the source of this 1731-nucleotide messenger RNA. RefSeq lists its product as uncharacterized. Lineage: Eukaryota; Fungi; Ascomycota; Eurotiomycetes; Eurotiales; Trichocomaceae. Gene Ontology annotation, biological process: protein localization to vacuole. The record is from RefSeq and is a predicted model, not a curated record. Gene Ontology annotation, cellular component: vacuolar membrane. The coding region runs from base 1 to 1731 and encodes 576 amino acids. The transcript has 3 exons.